Molecule: messenger RNA, 3046 nt
Organism: Dicentrarchus labrax (European seabass)
Lineage: Eukaryota; Metazoa; Chordata; Actinopteri; Moronidae
Gene: prg4b
Product: proteoglycan 4b
Exons: 13
Coding region: 256-2388 (710 amino acids)
Biological process (GO): immune response
Molecular function (GO): polysaccharide binding; scavenger receptor activity
Source: RefSeq, a predicted model, not a curated record
AGUCGUCUGUCUGGCACAGAAGUGUGUUGAUGUGCUUCCAGCUGUUUGUGGGGACUCAUGAUGUCUAGACCUAUGGUCUGGAAGGACUGGGGGAUCCUCCCUUACAGCCUGUGAGAUCACCACUUUUAAUUAGACCGGAUCUGUCAAUUAACAGGAAGUCAGCCGGUCUCUCUUUCAGCCUUUUAAAAGCAGCCGAGUCGAACCUUCAGGCAGGAUUCUGACAGAGGCUCGAAUAAGUUUCAGAUUUACAGAAAGAUGUCUUCUGCUGUACUUUGUGCUGUUAUUUUUCUGGCUUGUUCCUUCACAUUAAGUGCUGCUCAGGCAAGCUGUAAAGGACGAUGUGGUGCCGAGUACUACAGGGGUUACAUGUGCCAGUGUGAUUAUACCUGCCUGUCUUAUGAAGAGUGCUGCAGAGACUAUGAAUCCCAGUGCACCACAGCAAACUCGUGUAAAGGACGAUGUGGAGAAAACUUCAAAAGAGGUCGGCUGUGUAGCUGCGACUCAAACUGCAUAAAGUACAAUCAGUGUUGUUCAGAUUACAAGAGCCACUGUGAUGCAGAAGAGCCCAUUCAGAAUGAAGCAACAGAGCAGCCUUCUACAUUCAGCGAGGGAGACGAUGCAGAUAUGUACAGCCAGAUUUUUCCCAAUGAUGACGUUUCCUACAAUGGAGGGGAGGACCCGGAGGCAACUCCAACCCCAGAGGGUACCAGUGGAUAUGAAUUGUCUACAUCUGACCUGCUGGAUCAAAUGGAUAUUGAACCCACACAGGAUCCAGAGUUCAGUACAGAGACGACUCGUCUAGAUGAAACAACACAGGCCAAUGACAGCCCCUCCACCCUUUACCCCACCACUGAGAGCUUAGAUGAUCCUACAAGCUCACCUGACUCAGGAACAACUCUCCCUCCGCCCACAACAGCAGUUGACGACAUCUCCAGCCAGCCUGCUGCAACCUCAGUACCCCAAACAGAAUAUUCUCCCACAGCCAACACCCCAGAGCUCGAGAAGGCAGAAGUACAGCCCGAGGAUGACAUUGUUCCUGAGAUACAGACUAUAGAACCGACUGUAGCCUCCUCUGAUAAACCAGAAGUUACAACCACAACCUCCUACCCACCUGUGGACACUUCAGUAUCCACAGGCUCCUCCACAACCCUGGCAAACUCUCAGGUCACCACCAUCCCCACCUCAUCAGUGCCCACAACUUCAAAUCCCAAACUGGAUGAUGCUGAGAUCAACGCGCAAAAUGUCAUAACAGGCCCUCCUUCUUCUCUGGGAGACCUUGAAGAUCCUUCCGCCAGUGUUUCUCCAGCGGGGUCCGGGAACCUGUCAGAGCUCGAUGCCUUGACGACCCACAUCCCUACAUCCACAGAUACAGUGCGGGAUGACAAUAUAGAUGAUGUUGCACCAGAAGUAAGUAGUGCAGAUCCACUAAACGUCACCCCAAACCCGACCAAACCCACACAAUCUGAAGCCACCACAAAACCUCAAGAUAAACCGUUGCCAGCUAUACCAACUGUGGCUGAACCCAGCUCCAAGCCUGAGACCAAGCCUGAGACCAAGCCUGAGACCAAGCCUGAGACCAAGCCUGAGACCAAGCCUGAGACCAAGCCUCUGGACACGUCACAGACUCUCAACAUAGACGAUCCCAGAAACUACCAAGCAGAUGACAACAACGAUACAAAUCUGUGUAGUGGGCGGCCUGUCAGCGGAGUCACUACGCUGAGGAACGGCACAAUUGUGGUUUUCAGAGGGCACUACUUCUGGUUUCUGGGCACAAACAGGUUGCCUGGUCCGGCUCGUGGCAUCACACAGGUGUGGGGCGUCCCUUCCCCCAUUGACACUGUGUUCACCCGCUGCAACUGUCAGGGCAAAACCUACAUUUUCAGGGGACCCCAAUACUGGAGAUUUGAAAAUGAUGUUUUGGACACUGGAUACCCAAAGGUGAUUGAAACAGGCUUUGAUGGACUUCGGGGCCACAUCACAGCUGCUCUGUCUGUGCCUCAAUACCAGAGGAGGAGGGAGUCUGUUUACUUCUUCAAGAGAGGGGGAUCGGUCCAGAAAUAUUCAUACCAGUUUGGCACCAGUCCAACAUGUGGCAGGAAAGUCCAGCAUGCCACUUACACAGUCCGCAACCGAAUUGUUCGACAAGCAGUGUCUCUUCUGGGGCCAACCGUCAACAUCCGGACGUCUUGGAGAGGUUUCCCCACCACCGUCACUGCUGCUGUGUCCGUCCCAAGCAACAGAGAGCCAGAAGGAUACAAAUACUACGUCUUCUCAAGAUCCAAAUCCUACAACGUAAGGGUGGAUGGUGAACGUCCUGUCAUUGCAGCUCCUCCAGCCAACACGCCACCUCAGAGCAACAACAUCUUCAAAUGCCCAAAGAAAGUCUGAUCAGAGAGAGUUGUGUUUUUCUAAUAGUUUAUUACAUUCUUCAUAAAACACACUGCUUCAGCAUAGACUCAUUAAAAAAUAGGUACUUUACAAGCACAUUCAAAAUGAAACCAAAAACAACAAGCUUCAGAACAACAACAUUAUCGAGUCUGAAUACAGAAUCUGAACUCUAUGAUUGGAAAAUGUGUUUCUGACGGGAAUGAAAAGUUAUCCGAUAAUGGUUGUCAGGUUUUCUCAUUAGUGCUUCAUCUGGCGAAACGUCUUCCAUGGACACCCCGAGGAGGAAAUCCUUGACCUGUUGAGAUAUACAUUUUUUUUUUUUAAAACAUAGCCUGCUAUACUGAUGUAAAGAUUCUGUACAGUGGCUGUAUAAAAUGUGUAUGAAAUAUAAAAGAAUGAGAAGAAUGAAAGUAUUUCCUCUGUUAUUUUUCUCAACAUCAAACUGAAUUAUUAUACACCAACAUAUAUUAACUGCAAUGACUGGUAAUUACAAUGAAACAAAUGCUUUGCCAGGAUUUAAGUUCACAUUAUGACUGUUGUUAAUAUUGUAUUUUAUUAUUCAAAGUUGUGUUUUUUUUUUUUUACAAGUCUGAAACAUCAAACUGGAAAUCUGCAAUUUUAUAUUUGACUUACAAUAAAUUACAAUAUUGUUUCAAAA